AUGUCAACGACUUUGGACAACAGCAGCAACACUGGGCUGAACAAGCUGCUGCCAAAGUCGAUAUCCUCCAAGCGACUUCGAAGAAAACAAGACCGUGAACAGCCAGGGCUGUCCUAUGACGAUGCUAGCGUCUCUGCACAUUCACAGUCGAGCCGAGAAACUUUAGAAAGCGACGGUACACGCUCCGGGCACGUUGCAGGAGACGAGGAUGAGGGAACAAGCCAGAGCCAUCGUUCCUAUGAGUCCGAUGGGGAUGAAUCCUGCGAGGCUGAGACCCUCUCGGCAAAGUAUCAACCAGAGUCACAGCCUUCGCUUUCGGACGUCGAAUCAAACAGUAGUGCUUCAAAAUCGUCAACGUUCCCAGCAUCGCGAACAGACUCCAUCGAUCCAAAAGACCCCCGGAUCGGCCGGAGUAAGACGGGCUUGCUCCCUCCCCAAAGUUCCGCUCGUCGUUCGCCAUCACCUGCUGGUAGACUCAAGGGUAUAUUCAAGCCCAAGAAGAGCUCUGGGGAUAAUUCGAGUUCAGAGCGUCGCCCGGCAAGCGAGCCACAACCAUCGUCUGAGACUCGCGACGAACAACAGCCCACCAUCUCAGUGGAUCCAGAUCCUGAUCAAGACUUGCCAGUUCUCGAGCCACCAGCUGCAGCUAAGGUUGCUUCGCCCGAAAGACGGACGAGGGUACAGCCCAAGGUUGACACGAAUAUCCCACCUCGAACUCCUCCAAGCGGUGACAAACCUGCCCCGGUUAUAGUAAACACCCCACCUACACCUACUGAGUUCGCCAACAAAUCCGGCCAAUCGUCUCCCGAGAGGAAGUCCUUUUGGAGUAGCCCAGGGCACAAUUCGGGUACUAAUGGCCGUCCUUCCUCUCAGAACAUGAGUGCGAACAGGAGGAGUCGAUCGAAUUCACAAAACAUCGGCCCCAGCAAACUCUCUAACAUUGUAUCCGCGCCCUUGACACCGACCCAAGAGAGUGAUGAACCAACUCCUACGGCGAAUCAGAAUCCUUCAGGCGGCUUUUUCUCGUCUAUGAUCUCAGCUGCCCAAAGCGCUGCCAAUUCUUUCAGCAACACCAGUCUGAAUAUUGGCGGAAACAAGUCUCGAAGCGUGACGCCCAACAUACAAGAAACACCCGAAUCCGACGAUACCCAAGACAACAACGAACCUGCCCCAGUGGCGCAAAUGGAGGACAAGAAGGAAAACAGAAAAUCCGCAGUGUCAACCAUUGGUGCCGGUGAGCUGAGCCUCAGUCAACUUGGACUUGCCGAAGCUCCCAGCCUUGUCGCAUCUCCAGUUAACGCCAGGUUCCCCGAUGUGUCUGACACGCGUGCUCGGUCUGAAUCUGCUCCCGUCGAUUCUCCAGUGAGUCCUGUGGAGUUUAUCCCAGAGGAGUCUUCCAGUCGCCCACGCUCACUCUAUGAACCCGUGAGCCGUGAACGCACGCCCCCCCCUCCAGAGCUUACGAACAAAGAGAACGGUGUGCAAAGAACAUCCAGUCUCCGAAGUGCUCUCAAACAGAGCCACAGGAAGCGUGGAAGCUCUGUCACAACUGGUACCACCAUAGGAGCUGCAAUUGCAGCUGCGAAUAGUUCACUAGCUCAUCCAAAUCUAAGCGCACCUAAGCUUACGGGAUUCGCCAUCGCUAGUAAGAAAAGAAAUCGCGAUUUUCACGAUUUGUUUAAGAGUGUGCCAGAUGAUGACUAUCUCAUCGAAGACUACAGUUGCGCCUUGCAGAGAGAGAUUCUCGCGCACGGCCGCCUUUAUGUCUCAGAGGGUCAUCUCUGCUUCAGCAGCAACAUUUUUGGUUGGACAACAACACUCGUUAUGAGUUUCGAUGAGAUUGUAUCUGUCGAGAAGAGAAGCACUGCACUGCUAUUCAAGAACGGUCUAAUGAUUUCAACACUACAUGCCAAGCACAUUUUUGCCAGUUUCACAAGCCGCGAUGCUACAUACGAUCUGAUCGUGAACAUAUGGAAACUUGGGCACCCUACACUCAAAAGCACGCUGAACGGUGUGAGACUUGAGGGCACCGGUGGCGACAAAACGGAAAAGGUAGAUGCUGAGCCUCCAGUGGAGGAGGAUGAGACCCACGUAGGCUCGGAGACGGAUGACGAGAGUGAUGAUGAAGAGGAGUACUAUGAUGAGGAUGUCCACGAGGAGAUGCACAAUGCUAGCAUAGCUGCCGAAACGAAAACCAACGGAGCAGAUGCUGAUGGUGAGAAGGCUGCUUCCCGGAAAGCAUCAGGAGCAGCACUCCCAAGUGGGCCGGCAUCUGAAGAGUCACCGCCCGCUGCUGGAGGCUCCGCGGACUUUCCAGGCCCGGCUGCUCAUGCGCCCACUGAAUGUGGUGACACCGCAUCACAUUACGACAGAGUGGUUGGCGAUGAUAUUAUCCCAGCACCACUUGGCAAGGUAUACAAUCUCAUGUUUGGCCCAGCUUCAGUUGCAUUCAUGUCGAACUGGCUAUCGGGAGAGCAGAAGUGCCUAGAGCUGCAGAUGGAGGACAAGAAGGGCCUUACACUGGAUAACAAAACACGAACAUUCUCAUACAUCAAGCCACUCUACGGCUCAAUUGGACCAAAGCAGACCAAGACUAUUACCUCUGAGACAUUAGAGACUUUAGAUCUCGAGAAGUCGGUCAACCUUACCUGCUCAACCCAAACACCAGACGUGCCGAGUGGCAAUGUGUUUGCGGUCAAAACCAGGUACUGCCUCUCGUGGGCCGAAAACAAUGCCACAAGAGUGCAGAUGAACUGUACAAUUGAGUGGUCCGGCAAGAGUUGGCUGAAAGGUCCUAUCGAGAAAGGUGCGACUGAUGGCCAGACUACAUACGGAAAAGACCUGUUUGCAGCUAUCAAAGCAGCAGUGUCAUCCAAACCAGGAGGAGCAACGCCGUUAGCCUCAGCACUUAAGGGAGGCAAGAGGAAAGGCAAGAGGGCCAAGCUUUCGCAGUCAAAUACUGGAGUUGUCGAGACCAGCGUUACACCCAAGCGGCCUGCUCAGACAAGUUGGGGUGUUCUGGAGCCUGUACGCGGAAUCCUGGAGCCAAUUGGAGACAUUGUUCAACCUCUUCUCACUGGAAAUGUCAUGUAUGGGCUUCUGGUAGGGUUGUUGGUUGCCACGUGGUUUGGCUUUGGUUUCACGCCUAGUCGAAAUGCUUCAUACGGUCGCGAACUUGGGGGCGUCUACCGACCGGACAGGGUUGCUGCUUAUGAGGAGAUGUGGCGAAGAGAGGACAGCGAGCUUUGGGAUUGGUUGGAGGAACGUGUCGGAAUGGACCGUCUGCAAAGCGACAACGUCGGGGCUCGCAAGAGGGCAAUGGAACCAAAGACAGUUGAAGAGAACUUGCGUGCAACUCGAAUGGGUGAAAAAGAGGUGGAAGAAGCAAUUCGAGUCACGGAGGAAAAACUGAGAGUACUAAAGGGAGUUAUGGAGAAGAAGAGCAAGCCUGACAGAUCGACUGGUGAUGAUGUUCGAUCACAGGGAGUAUAG
This is a messenger RNA of Fusarium subglutinans, 3492 nucleotides long. RefSeq names its product GRAM domain protein. The record is from RefSeq and is a predicted model, not a curated record. Gene Ontology annotation, biological process: intracellular sterol transport. NCBI's taxonomy places the organism in Eukaryota, Fungi, Ascomycota, Sordariomycetes, Hypocreales, Nectriaceae. The coding region runs from base 1 to 3492 and encodes 1163 amino acids. Gene Ontology annotation, molecular function: sterol transfer activity; sterol binding. Gene Ontology annotation, cellular component: mitochondrion; endoplasmic reticulum membrane; cortical endoplasmic reticulum. The transcript has 4 exons.